UGUGUGCAAAAUUUGAGCCACUAUUUUUUCCCCCUUCGUUCUCCAUUUUCUUCCGUGUUUACCUCCCCCUCCUCCCCCCUCGUUCUCCUCUCUCGAGAGAUCCGAACCAGACGAAACCCUAGAAUCUACAUUAACAAUCUCGAAGAAGAAGAAGAAGAAGAAGAAGAAGAAGAAACAGAGGCAAAGAGGAUGCUGAGAUUAGCAGGGAGAAGGCUUUCGUCUCCGUCAUGGAGAUCGGCUCCUGCAUCCUCUUCCUCGUUCUUCGCGUCGAAGAAUCCGGUGAUCCAUGGCGAUCGAUCUGAAGAGUCGAAGAUUGACGUGGAUUUUCCCAUGAGGAGGUUGAUUGAUGCGGGGCUUAUUGGAUCCGCAAGAGGGUUUGCUACUGAUUCUCUGGCCCCAAGGCAGCAACAGGAUCUAGGGUUACCCAACCUCCCAGCAACUGUGGCGGCUGUGAAGAACCCUACAUCCAAAAUUGUCUACGACGAGUACAACCACGAACGCUUCCCUCCUGGUGACCCCAGCAAGCGUGCCUUUGCCUACUUCGUACUCACUGGUGGAAGGUUCGUCUACGCCUCCCUCCUACGCCUCCUCGUUCUCAAGCUUGUGCUUAGCAUGUCAGCUAGCAAGGACGUCCUUGCCCUUGCCUCCCUCGAGGUCGACCUCUCCAGCAUUGAGCCGGGCUCCACAGUCACUGUCAAGUGGCGAGGGAAGCCUGUGUUCAUCCGUCGCAGGACUGAGGAUGAUAUCAAGCUUGCCAACAGUGUUGAUGUUGCAUCACUUAGAGACCCUCAGGAGGAUGCAGUUCGCGUAAAGAAUCCUGAAUGGCUUGUGGUUGUUGGUGUAUGUACACAUUUGGGUUGUAUUCCCCUGCCCAAUGCCGGAGAUUUUGGAGGAUGGUUCUGCCCGUGCCAUGGAUCGCAUUAUGAUGUUUCUGGAAGGAUCCGGAAGGGUCCAGCACCGUACAACCUGGAGGUACCAACUUACUCUUUCUUGGAGGAGAACAAGUUGCUCAUCGGUUAAGUUUGAAUCCUCAGGUUUAUGAAGAUAGUAGGUAGUUUUUAAAAUUUUAUACCUACCAGAGAGAUUUCUGGGUCAUUGAGACUGUAUUGAAAAUAAUUUCAUUGGACUUUGUUCAGUUAUAUUGGUUUUGGUAUGUCUGUGUAUUUUGGCACUCUGGAAGAGUUUUACACAGGGUAUUCUAUUUGUAAUAAAGAUGCUUUCUUAAAGAGGGUCAGAAUUACGGAUCA
Molecule: messenger RNA, 1247 nt
Organism: Asparagus officinalis (garden asparagus)
Lineage: Eukaryota; Viridiplantae; Streptophyta; Magnoliopsida; Asparagales; Asparagaceae
Product: cytochrome b-c1 complex subunit Rieske-4, mitochondrial-like
Exons: 2
Coding region: 190-1020 (276 amino acids)
Biological process (GO): mitochondrial electron transport, ubiquinol to cytochrome c
Cellular component (GO): membrane
Molecular function (GO): quinol-cytochrome-c reductase activity; 2 iron, 2 sulfur cluster binding
Source: RefSeq, a predicted model, not a curated record